AUGAGCGACCAGUUCACGGGGGACCAACAGCACAUGGCGCACAGCAGCCAAGGGAGCUUGGAGACACAGGACAAUGCGGAUGAGAGGCAGGAGGAGGACUACCUGACUGUCCCCAGUCCCAGGAUCCGUUUCCGGAGUACCACCAGCCAGGACCCGGACCAUGAGGAACUCCCUUUCCGGGUGCCCCUGAUCGAGCUGCCCCCCACAGACGUGCCUGGAGAGGAGCCGGUGGUGGACAUCAGGGUCUUCGAUGAUGCUGUCGUAGAGCAGGAGAAGGCGUUGGACAAAGACAUAGAGGAUGAGGUGACUCAGAUGAGCCAGCUGUCCAUCUCGAGGCGUGUCCCCAGCACCCCUGUGGGCAGGAUGUCCAAGAGACGAAGGCUUGUGGACCUGGCAAAACCCAAGACUAAUUGGCAAGUUAUAAAGAACAGGCCCUCCGUGUACUGGACGGAGCAGUUUCUCAAAGACUCCACCCUGUCGGUCACUUUACCAGCUGUGAGCCAUCGAGUGGAGGAAUUGUCUCGGCCGAAGAGGUUUUAUUCAGACUAUUACAGUAACUGCAGAAAGUCCGCCAUCUGGCCCGUGUCCAGGCCCGCCCUCCAAUACCGCGCGUCCUGCCGCCUGCGGGAACUCGCCACCCCUCGAGUCCGGAACAACAUCUGGAGCAUAAACAUGUGCCAGGUGUCCAAGGUAUCCAAGGCAGCCCAGAUGGCCAUCCCCAGUCCGAGGAUCAUUCGACUGUCAAAGCCCAGGACCCCAGCCACUUUGUUGGAUGAGUGGAACCCCAUGCCGAAACCCAAGCCCUAUGUGUCGAACUACAACCGGCUCCUUCACCUGGCCACACCCAAAGCUCUGCCCGACAAGUGUGUCCCUGACCGAGACCCUCGCUGGGUGAUCCCUGACGUCACUAAGAAAGCUGUGGCCAGCCCCCGAUUGCUCUCCCUGGCCCAACCCAAAGUGCGCAAGGAUCUGAAUACAAGCCGAGACCCCUACCAAGUGUCCCCAGCAUCCCUAUUGGCCCAAGCGACCCCGCGGCUCACGGAGCUCGCCACCCCCAAGAGUAUCACCAGGAAAGUCUGAGUGGCUGGUCUGGCCACCUGUGAAGCCCAUUUCCAGUAAACACCCAAGUGCACCCUAA
Molecule: messenger RNA, 1138 nt
Organism: Sorex fumeus (smoky shrew)
Lineage: Eukaryota; Metazoa; Chordata; Mammalia; Eulipotyphla; Soricidae
Gene: SPMAP2
Product: sperm microtubule associated protein 2
Exons: 7
Coding region: 1-1080 (359 amino acids)
Biological process (GO): spermatogenesis
Source: RefSeq, a predicted model, not a curated record